AUGAAAAGGGAGAUGCAGUGGGACGACAAGUUUACCAGCCUCACGGUUGGGACCGACGUGGUAGUCACCGUUCGCAUUUCCAACCAGAAGUUGGUGUGUGAUUGGUCCCCGGAAUGGGCACAAUGGGAUGAUCUGCAAAGCAGCGUUGAGUUGAAGCAAUUGAUCCAACGUGCCAAUGACAAGUUGCAACACAACAGUGUUUCCAAAGGGUCCGGCAAGAGCAAGCAAAGGCGUUUCACCAAUGUCGCACACUGCAGGUUCAUUUCCGUUUACAUGCCACAUGCAGGAUAUCCACAUGGUGAGUUGAGCAUGGUAUAUGAUCAACUUGAUUGGAUUUUGGCCGAUGCGCAAAACAUGAAUUAUGCCUCCGUGCUUGGUGGCGAUUUCAACACACAGUGGAAUGUGGGAGUUCGUGGCGACAUGAUUCGGGAGUUCUCCUAUAUGUUUGGUCUUUCCUUGGCCAAUCCGGCGCAUAUGCCAGAGAGCUGGACAUUUCGCAGUUCCGCGGGCAUCAAGCGCCAGAUCGAUUUCAUCCUUUUCA
Messenger RNA from Symbiodinium sp. CCMP2456, 541 nucleotides. The record is from the annotation of a GenBank genome assembly. Lineage: Eukaryota; Dinophyceae; Suessiales; Symbiodiniaceae.